Aspergillus steynii IBT 23096 is the source of this 2331-nucleotide messenger RNA. Its product is annotated as transmembrane 9 family protein. The record is from RefSeq and is a predicted model, not a curated record. NCBI's taxonomy places the organism in Eukaryota, Fungi, Ascomycota, Eurotiomycetes, Eurotiales, Aspergillaceae. The coding region runs from base 136 to 2085 and encodes 649 amino acids. Gene Ontology annotation, biological process: protein localization to membrane; vacuolar transport. Gene Ontology annotation, cellular component: endosome; fungal-type vacuole membrane. The transcript has 5 exons.
GAUUUCUCUCUGGAUUGCUCAUUGAAUCCGCGUUGUCGCCCGCUGAGUUGGUAUCUGUCAAUAUCCCUAACGCCCAAUCCAUGAGAGCUUGAGGAAUCCGUCCGUGGUGUGGCUGCUGUAGAACGUACAUUCACCAUGCGGUUCAACACACGAACCCUGCCCGCUUCAACCCUCCUCGCCGGCGCCCUUCCUUCCCUCUCCGCCGCCUUCUAUCUACCUGGUGUAGCUCCCACCUCUUACGAUGAAGGUCAAUCCGUUCCGCUGUACGUCAACCAUCUGACGCCGGGGCUAGCGCAGCAAGACGACCAGCUGCAUUCCGUGUUCUCCUUCGACUACUACCACCAGGCCUUCCACUUCUGUGCCCCGGAAGACGGUCCGAAAGAUGUCCGAGAAUCCUUAGGAAGCAUUCUGUUUGGCGACCGGAUCCAGACCUCGUCGUUCGAGCUGUCGAUGGCCAAGAAUGAGACGUGCAAGUCCGUGUGCAGGGAGGUCAAGUUCGACGCCCGGAGCGCCAAAUUCACCAACCGACGCAUCGCGCAGGGCUACAACAUCAAUUGGCUCGUGGAUGGUCUGCCGGGAGCGCAGAUCAACAUUGACUCCGGUACCGGCGACAAGUUCUACAGCCCCGGGUUUGCUCUGGGCACCCUGGACGAGAACGGACAGUCGCUCCUGCACAACCACUAUAACAUCUACAUCGACUAUCACCGUGUGGGAUUCGGCAACAAGGACAAGUUCCGGGUGGUCGGCGUGCUUGUCAAGCCAGAGUCGAGAGGGACCUCUCACGUGCUCGAGGAUGGCGCGGCGGACUGUGGUAGCAACGAGACGCCCGUUGUUCUGAACGAGGAUGGCGAGACGCCCGUCAGCUGGACCUACAGUGUCUACUGGACCGAAUCUACCACGCCGUGGGCCACUCGUUGGGACAAAUACCUGUACGUCGAGGACCCGAAGAUCCACUGGCUUUCCCUCAUCAACUCGGCGAUUUUCGUCGUCUUCUUGGUCGGCAUGGUCAGCAUGAUCCUCGUGAGAGCUUUGAAGAAGGACAUUGCGCGGUACAACCGACUGGACAUGAUCAACCUGGAUGAUCUGGAUGGCACGUCUGCUGCCGUGGAGGAUGGCAUUCAGGAGGACUCUGGCUGGAAGCUUGUCCACGGCGACGUGUUCCGCUGCCCUCAAUCGCCUUUGCUGCUGAGUGUUCUUGUCGGAAACGGUGCCCAGCUCUUCAUGAUGACCGGCGUUACCGUUGUUUUCGCUCUCCUCGGGUUGCUGUCUCCUUCGAACCGCGGGUUCCUGGCCACUGCGAUCCUUCUUAUCUACACUCUGUUCGGUUUCAUUGGAGGAUACGUCUCCUCGAGAGUAUACAAGUCGUUUGGUGGAGAAUCGUGGAAGCGCAACAUCAUCAUGACCCCGGUGUUGGUCCCCGGGCUCAUCUUCAGCGUCUUCUUCCUUCUCAACCUGUUCGUCUGGGGCAAGGGAUCCAGCGGCGCCGUUCCGUUCACCACCAUGCUCGCCUUGGUUCUGAUCUGGUUCGUCAUUAGCGUGCCGUUGAGUUUCGCGGGUAGCUGGCUUGGAUUCAAGCAGCAGGCCAUCGAAGGUCCGACCAAGACCAACCAGAUUCCGCGCCAAGUACCCCCGAUGACCGGCACCCUCCGAACUGCUCCGUCGUUGCUGCUGACUGGUGUUCUGCCCUUCGCGGCCAUCUUUGUGGAGCUGUACCUCAUUACGAAAUCGCUCUGGACCAACCGAAUCUACUACAUGUUCGGAUUCCUGUUCCUGUGCUACGGACUGAUGGUCAUCACGUCCGCUGCCACCACGGUGUUGUUGGUGUAUUUCUUGCUCUGCGCCGAGAACUACCGGUGGCACUGGCGCGCGUUCGCGGGCGCGGGUAUGACGGGUGGAUUCGUCUUCCUCAACGCCCUGCUUUUCUGGGCGACCCGAGUGAGCUUCGGCGGGUUCACCGGAGCGGUUCUGUACCUCGGAUACUCGGCCUUGAUCUCUUUUAUAGUCUUCAUCUUGACAGGCUCCAUUGGAUUCUUUGCCAGCUGGGCGUUUGUGCAGCGCAUCUACGGCUCGAUCAAGGUCGAUUAAGAUCGUAACAUAUUUCAGCAUGAACAUCUGUAAUCUCGGUCUCUGUAUGAUCGGACUCGGUGACUAUCGGCAUCUGCAUGCGAGACCGAGUUGUAUUUCCUAUAGAACGAUGAUGAAUUGUCAGUGUCUUCGGAUAUCCCUGUAUAGUUUGUGAACUGUUUGGAUUGGGUUGUUUGAUUGCAGAGCAAUAGCGCGUGGCCUGUACAUAGAACAUGAAAGUAGUUUUUCGCCAGGGUGGAGAUCCUC